GCUGUUCCGCCGCCGGACGAGCGGAGGGCCCAGCCGCCGGCUUCUACCUCGUAUCCGGUGUGGUGGGUGGUUGUGUGGAUGUGGAGUUCAUUUUCCUUGUAGCUGGAUGGCGUACGCCAUGUUCGGGUCGAGGAGGGUGGACGACGAGAUGGCGCUCAACAGGCAGCGGACCGUAAGAUUCCAAGAGGAGAGGGCGAAGCCAACCAUGCCUGUUUACCAGAAGCAGCCUGGGCUAGCCGCUCGUAAGCUUGGCGUGGGGAAUUCAGGGAAGAGCAGGAUUUUUGUAGCACGGCCUGAUCUUCACUACAAGAUUAUUGACCCGACAAGCGAUUUCAUCCUGAUGUGGAACUAUGUCUUCCGCAUCGCAUGCUUCGUUGCUCUGUUUAUGGACCCUCUCUACUUCUAUGUACCUAGAAUCGUCAAUGAAGCUCGCACUCAGUGCGUCGGGAAAGACAGACACCUGGCUACCAUCAUUACUGUCUUCCGGUCAACUGCCGAUCUUUUUUAUGUCGUCCAGAUUGUGAUAAAGUUCAUGACUGCGUAUAUUAAUCCGCGCUCCAAGUUGGGAGUUUUUGGCCGGGGAGACCUUGUUACAGAUCCUAAUGAAAUUGCAAAGAACUAUAUCAGAUCUGACUUUGCAAUUGAUUUGGUGGCUUCAUUGCCUAUACCACAGAUCAUUACUUGGUCUGUGAUACCAGCUAUUAAAUAUUCUUGGUCUGGUCAUAACAAUGACAUGCUGUUUCUGGUUGCUCUUUUUCAGUACAUUCUAAGGUUAUAUCUUAUAGUUUCCUUGAAUGGUAAAAUUGUCAAAGUUACAGGAGCUUUUUCGAAGACUGCCUGGCAAGGAGCUGUAUCCAAUCUGCUGUUAUACAUGACUGCUAGCCAUGUUUUAGGAGCAUUGUGGUACUUGCUAUCUGUUGAUCGCCAGACUGCAUGCUGGCAACAAUAUUGCCGUGAUGAACCUAGUUGUCAUAAUAAAUACCUAGCUUGUAACGUGAAGCCAGAUCCAAUUUGGGCAAAUAGCACUGUUAUCUUUACAAAUUGUGAUGCUAGUAACAAAACUGGCAAUUUCGAUUAUGGUAUGUUUGAGACAUUGUUAUCAAACAAAACUCCCAGCCAGAGAUUCCUGAGGAAGUAUGUCUAUUGCCUUUGGUGGGGCUUACAGAAUCUAAGUUGCUAUGGCCAGACAUUGACUGUGAGUACCUAUAUUGGCGAGACAUUAUAUGCUAUAUUUUUGGCGGUGCUUGGUCUUGUUUUGUUUGCCCAUUUGAUUGGGAAUGUUCAGACCUACCUACAAUCUAUCACCGCAAGGGUUGAGGAAUGGAGAGUAAAGCAAAGAGAUACCGAAGAGUGGAUGAGACAUCGCCAACUUCCUCAUGAACUACGAGAAAGGGUGAGAAGAUUUAUUCAUUACAAGUGGCUUGCAACUCGAGGUGUGGAUGAAGCAUCUAUCCUGAAGGCUCUUCCCACAGAUCUUCGUCGGGACAUCAACCGUCACCUUUGCUUGGAUCUUGUUCGCCGGGUCCCAUUCUUCUCACAGAUGGAUGAUCAACUUCUGGACGCCAUCUGUGGGCGUCUUGUAUCUUCCUUGAGUACAAAGGGCACAUACACUGUCCGUGAAGGUGAUCCAGUCACCGAAAUGCUCUUUAUCAUUCGUGGGAAGCUGGAAAGCUCCACCACAGAUGGUGGCCGGACAGGCUUCUUCAAUUCAAUCAUCCUGAAAUCUGGUGAUUUCUGUGGCGAAGAAUUGCUUGGAUGGGCUCUUGUCCCCAGGCCUACUGUCAACCUGCCAUCAUCCACCAGGACGGUGAAGGCACUUGUUGAAGUGGAGGCGUUUGCUCUCCAAGCUGAGGACCUCAAGUUUGUUGCCAGUCAGUUCAGGCGGCUCCACAGCAGGAAGUUACAGCACACUUUCCGCUACUACUCUCACCACUGGAGGACCUGGGCCGCAUGUUUCAUUCAAGCUACUUGGCGCCGUCAUAAGAGGAGGAAGCUGGCCAAGGACCUUAUGAUGAGGGAGUCGUUCUCCUCCAUGAGAGAAGAUGAAGACGACGCUUUCCCUGAGCACAAUCUUGCUCGGAAAAUCAUGACUGCAGCCAGGAAAGGACCUGACAGCCAUAGAGAACUGCCAAAGUUUAGGAAGCCCUCCGAACCGGACUUCUCAGUAGAGCAUGAGGACUAAGAAGAAAGGUGAUAUAUUAUUUGCUACUGCUGACUCUGCUGCAUGCCUUCCUUGAUCUGCAAAUAUGUACCGAGCUGGGGCUGAACAUCAGAAUUAACUGAUUGUUCAUGCGAGAAAAUUGGUCGAAUUGAACUUGGGAGUCUCCUUACUUGUGACGAAACACCAGUGGUGGAACGGCAGACUGCCUGAUUGGAUUUCUGGUUUUUUGAGACCAAAAGAAUGAGGGUAGUGCUUGUUGAUUUGUUUUAGGAAACGAAAGUGCAACUUAAUGUUGCUGUGCGUAGGUUAGCUUUAGGCUCAUUCUGUACAUCCAGAUGUAAUUAUGCUUGUGUUUUUUUUGCGACCUCACAGGUGCACAUUAUUGCUGUAUUGACUGGCCGAGGAAAUUCUAACGCAUCGGCUAGGGUUCCUAGUGUUGGUGGUGUGUGAA
Messenger RNA from Lolium rigidum, 2612 nucleotides. Its product is annotated as cyclic nucleotide-gated ion channel 17-like. Gene Ontology annotation, molecular function: voltage-gated potassium channel activity; protein binding. Gene Ontology annotation, biological process: potassium ion transport; transmembrane transport. Lineage: Eukaryota; Viridiplantae; Streptophyta; Magnoliopsida; Poales; Poaceae. The transcript is spliced from 7 exons. Bases 107 to 2182 code for a protein of 691 amino acids. The record is from RefSeq and is a predicted model, not a curated record. Gene Ontology annotation, cellular component: membrane.